This is a messenger RNA of Boleophthalmus pectinirostris (great blue-spotted mudskipper), 2731 nucleotides long. It is a transcript of the gene mterf2, whose product is annotated as mitochondrial transcription termination factor 2. NCBI's taxonomy places the organism in Eukaryota, Metazoa, Chordata, Actinopteri, Gobiiformes, Gobiidae. Gene Ontology annotation, cellular component: mitochondrial matrix. Gene Ontology annotation, biological process: termination of mitochondrial transcription; regulation of DNA-templated transcription. Gene Ontology annotation, molecular function: double-stranded DNA binding. The record is from RefSeq and is a predicted model, not a curated record.
GAAAAUUGUUCUGCUCUCGGACCAUUCAUGACGAACAUAUGGCGCAUUGCCCACAGCUGAUGAGGCGCACCGGCUGCAGAAGAAGACAGUUUCAUAACAAACCUCUGUGCGGUUUUGAAGGUAUUCACUCCCAGCUGCAUAAAUGCUGCGCUUGGUCGCGACUUCUCUGUGCCUCCAGUGCCGGCGCGUGCCAGUCCUGCCUCUGCCCGUCAGACCAUGUGGCACCACCGCCAGCCCAGCCGAGAACCAACAGACCGUGGACACUUUCUAUGAUCUGGCAGUGGACAUCCAGAAGGUUAGAAAACUCAAGGGCUGGGUUCUGCAUCAGCACCCAGCGUAUGCAAAGGAGGUAGCUCGCCUCUUGAGGGACAUGGGCGCUUCAGGGGCUGUCAUCGCCAACGUUUUAGUCGUGCACCCUGAGGCGGUCCUUUGCAACCCUGAGGAGAUGGAAGCUCAGAAAGAACUGUGGACAUCUGUGUGCACGAACAAGAAGGAGCUAGUCGGUAUUAUAGAAAAGUUCCCCGCUUCUUUCUUUACAUCAGCCAGCCACCACGAAAACCAGCGGAACAAUAUUGCGUACUUUCAUAGCUUGAAUCUCAACAAACGAAUCAUUACUAAACUCAUGGCGAGCGCACCUCAAAGCUUUAGUCGCCCAGUGGAGCAAAACCAAGUAAUGGUGGACACUUUGCAGCAGUCCUACAUAGACCUGGGAGGAGAGAAACACAAUAUGAAGAUCUGGUUGCAGAAACUACUCAGCCAAAACCCAUUUGUUCUGUUAAAAUCUCCUGACAUCUUGAGACAGAAUUUACUCUUCCUCAAAGACAAAGGCUUCACAACAGCAGAGCUCCUCCACCUGCUCUCCAAACUCAGGGGCUUUGUCACUGAACUCAACCCAGACAGCAUGAACCAAACUCUGCUUUACUCACAGGAAAUGAUGGCCUGCUCCGAGGAACAGCUCCGAGGGAUUGUCCUGAAAUGCCCCGCGCUUUUGUACUACCCCAAACACAUCCUGGCCGACCGGUUUGAAGGCCUGCUCAGAGCUGGAAUCAGUAUAUCUCAGAUCAUAGACACGCCCACUGUCCUGGAGCUGACCACACAAAUCGUCAACUACCGUCUACAGAAACUGAAGUCGCACGGUUACGACAUAAGGACAGGUUCACUGGACGUUCUCAAUGGGACGAAAAAGGACUUUGAGCAGAGUUAUGGCAAACUUAAGCUACGUGUGCAGAGGCCACUUUUUAACCCCGUUGCCCCUUUAAAAACAUUUGAUUGAAAAUAAUAAUAAUAUAUUGGCUAGGCCUGUCAUGAUAACAAAUUUUGAAGAGCGAUUUAUAUUGCUGAAGUUAGACUUAUCAAAACUAAAAUCAGUAAAUAAUUAUUGUGACAAGAUAAGUUUUGAGCUGUAGAGGCUUGAAUAAAUCAAUAUUUAUUUAUUUAUUACAGCUCAGGGCUUUUGAUUCUAUUGUACAUUUAAUAAUUGGUUUACUGGAAUUAUCCUGCUUUAUUUUUAUUGUGUCAGUGGCAUAAAGCAAUUUCAGUAUUAUCAUUUAUUGUUCUUUGUGUCUGCAACAAUAUACUGUGCUUUAGAAUUUAUUAUUUUGACCAGGCCUAGCUGAAGUAAAUAUAGACGAUAUACAGGGUGUCCCAAAAGUUUGAGAUCUUUUCGCAAGCCAAUAAUUUUAGAAAUAUCCUAAAAUUUUCACAGAAUGUAUAGAAAAAGAUCAAGAUUUUAUAUUUAAUGUUUUAUUUUUUGGGGAAGACCAAGGACACGCUGGAGGGACUUUCGGCUGGCCUGGGAACACCUUGAGGAAGUGUCCAGGGUGAAGGAAGUCUAGGACCUGGAAUCUGCCCCUGCAACCUAGUCCCGAAUAAGUGGAAGAAAAUGGAUGUACAGAUGGAUGUUUUAUUUUUGUUCUCUUUUCAGGUUGAGUCAUUUUGCUUCCACAUACGUAAUCCUUUAGUCCUGGAUAAGCAGUCUUCCUCUUUAAAGUUUUGGUACCAAGUCCAAAUUUGGUUGCCAGUUGGUGAAGUUUUUCCAAAUUUCGCGUUGAAGCCUGCACAGUCUUGGGUGAUUGUGUGCGAGCAGAUUCCAAGACACAAAAUAACUUCUCUUUGGAAGUGAACAACUCAUCCUGAAAACAGAACAAAAAUAAAACAUUAACUAUAAAAUCUUGAUCUGUUUCUCUACAUUCUGUGAAAAUAUGAAGUUAUUUCAACUAGAAUUGACAAAAUUAUUGGCCUGCGAAAUGAUGUAAAAUUUUUGGGACACCCUGUAUAUAAAACAUAUAAAUUAAAUAAACCAAACCAAGCAGAAUUAUCCCCCAAUAAACAUUCUAAAUGCAGCUAAAUGGUUAAAAAAACAUGAGCUGCAAUGCCAAUCUCUAGCAAUUAGAUUGUAUAGUUUUAAUUCAUUAUUCAAACUUCUACAGCCUAAACUUGUAUCAUAUUGCAGAAAGAAUAACCAAAAAUUCCCACUAGAACAAAGAAAACAGCACUCAUGAUAAAUACUGACCCCCAAAACUAUUCUAUUCCCAUCUGUAAUGUAUUGAAAGAUCGGUUGAUAUAGUAAUUGUCAUGACAGGCCUUAUAUUGGUGCUAUUAUUUAUUGUAAUUGUAUUAAAUGUUAACUUCUGCACACAAAGACACUAUGUAUUAGGUUGAUCCUUAACUUGAACUGUCAUCUCUCAAUUUACAGUUCAACCUAUUCCAAUGUGUGCACCACUUUAAUGUC